Triplophysa dalaica is the source of this 2022-nucleotide messenger RNA. RefSeq names its product lysosomal protective protein-like. Lineage: Eukaryota; Metazoa; Chordata; Actinopteri; Cypriniformes; Nemacheilidae. Bases 86 to 1501 code for a protein of 471 amino acids. Gene Ontology annotation, molecular function: serine-type carboxypeptidase activity. The transcript has 15 exons. Gene Ontology annotation, biological process: proteolysis. The record is from RefSeq and is a predicted model, not a curated record.
CGGGAAAGUUAAAGUCACAUGAUUUUGUGCCUCUGCUUGAGCAGUUAAACAGCAGGUUUUGGUGUUUUCUCCCACACCUGGAACGAUGCGUGUUGUGUUGGUGUGUUUGUUGCUGGGAGUGUUGGAGGUGUUUGGAGCUCCAGAUGCAGAUGAAAUCAAAUAUCUGCCUGGACUUCAGAAACAGCCGAGCUUCAAACAUUAUUCUGGAUACUUCCAUGUGGCCGACAAUAAACAUCUUCACUACUGGUUUGUUGAGUCUCAGAAAGAUCCAGCCAAAAGUCCGGUUGUUCUGUGGCUUAAUGGAGGACCAGGAUGCAGUUCAUUGGAUGGUCUGCUGACAGAACACGGCCCUUAUCUGAUCCAAGAUGAUGGUGCCACUCUAGAAUACAAUCCUUAUUCUUGGAACAAGAUCGCAAAUAUGUUGUACCUGGAGUCACCAGCAGGUGUGGGCUUUUCGUACUCGGACGACAAGGAAUACACCACCAAUGACACAGAGGUGGCCAUGAACAACUACCUCGCAGUCAAAACCUUCUUCAAGUUAUUUCCAGAGUACAGCAAGAAUGAGUUUUUCCUGACGGGCGAGAGUUACGGAGGCAUUUACAUCCCAACACUGGCUGAGAUAGUCAUGGAGGACAGCAGCAUUAAUCUAAAGGGUAUUGCUGUUGGAAACGGCAUGUCCAGUUACGAGCUUAAUGACAACUCUCUGGUAUAUUUUGCGUACUAUCACGGCCUUCUUGGAACGAGCUUGUGGAAUGACCUGCAGACAUUGUGCUGCAAAGAUGGAGUUUGUAACUUCCACAACAACCAGAAUGUGAACUGUUCUGCUAAACUCAGUCAAGUUGAUUUUAUCGUCUACCAGUCGGGACUCAACAUGUAUAACCUGUAUGCACCCUGUGCAGGGGGUGUUCCUCAGAGAGCGAGCGUUGAGAACGGGCAGUUUGUGAUCCGGGAUCUGAGUCAUCACUUCAUCAACUACGAGUUUUCCAAAACACGCAAUGAGAAAUUUAGAGGCGUGUCCGGCCUGUUUAAAUCUGCGAGGCUGGAUCCUCCCUGUACAAACUCCACCGCGUCCACCCUGUACCUCAACAACCCGCUGGUGAAAUCUGCUCUUCACAUCUCACCCAACGCUCUGGACUGGGUCAUCUGCAGUGCUGAGGUGAAUCUGAAUUACAAUCGUCUGUUUAAGACUGUGAAGAAGCAGUACCUGAAGCUACUGGGAGCUCUGAAGUACCGUGUGCUGGUGUACAAUGGGGAUGUUGAUAUGGCCUGUAAUUUUCUGGGAGAUGAAUGGUUUGUGGAAUCACUGCAGCAGGAGGUUCAGGUUCAGCGCAGGACUUGGAUUUAUAAUGACGGUGAAACUCAACAGGUUGGCGGAUUUGUCAAGGAAUUCUCUAACCUGGCUUUCCUCACAGUGAAGGGUUCGGGUCACAUGGUUCCUACUGAUAAACCAAUAGCAGCUUUCACGAUGUUCAGUCGCUUCGUCACCAAACAGCCGUACUAGGUCACACUCUUUUAAAUCAGAAUUUGCACACUCACACUGGUUAAAGGUUUCUGUGUCGGACUGAAUUUAGUGUCCCACAAGUUUACGUUGUGUUUUACGGAGUUUAGAUGGUGGCCUGCUGCCUGUAUUAUUCUAUUCGAGUUGUUUGUUUGGACUGGAAGAUAAUGUAAAGUACCUGCAGACUGUGAUGGGUUGAUCAGAUGUUGAUUAUUUACAAAUGCCUUUAAAGAAUCAGUUGGGUUAGUCUUACGAUUGCACCACUUUAACCAUGAACAUUCACAGCAGUGUGACCGCCUCUUAAAUGACGAGAGAUGUUGAAUUUAAUUGAUCACAGAGAUGAUUUAGUUUUUAUUAUAACACCGCUGAAUGCCUGACUACAGUAACUGUGCCUGUGUCCAUCUGUCCUCCUUGACUUGAUAAUGUUUAAAAAUUAUUUUAUAAGUGAUUUGUGGUACUUUUGGGCUCAUGAGGAAACAAUCUUGUCAUUUUUUUUUUAAUAAAAUAAAGUUUCUAUGAUUUUA